Messenger RNA from Pungitius pungitius (ninespine stickleback), 4152 nucleotides. RefSeq names its product cytospin-A. The transcript has 12 exons. NCBI's taxonomy places the organism in Eukaryota, Metazoa, Chordata, Actinopteri, Perciformes, Gasterosteidae. The record is from RefSeq and is a predicted model, not a curated record. Gene Ontology annotation, cellular component: microtubule organizing center; filamentous actin. Gene Ontology annotation, molecular function: protein binding. Gene Ontology annotation, biological process: actin cytoskeleton organization. Bases 835 to 2643 code for a protein of 602 amino acids.
UUGAAUUAUUUAUUUAGUAUUGUACAAUGAGUCACAUCUAAUUAAAUGUGCAAGUCCACUUGAAGCUGCAACGUAGCAGAGCGCCAGCAGGCUUCUUUAGAAAUCGCUUCUAUCAACCUACAUUGUGUGUCUUUCUCAUCCGGUUUUGCAAUUUCAGAUUCAUGCAAAUCAAAAACUAAAAAUGUCAUUGACCAUUCACCAAUAAAGAGUUAUCAGGAAGAGUAGGAGGACUAACUUGGGGCAGUGUGCAUAAGUUCAGGUGCAAUAAACCCUGCUCGGCCCAGCGGGUCAAUGGGUCACCGGCCAAUGAGUCGGCUUCAAAUUAAACCAAGAGGAAAGUGGCCAACCCAACAUCCCGGAGGCAACAAGUUGUCCCUGUGGCGGCCUGGCGGCGCCCUCCAGCGGUCACGUCGAGUGGACACAUCCAGCGCCCCCCCCCCCCCGGCCGCCAUCUGCCGCCCGGCUCUCUCCACCAAUGGUUUGUUUCGGGUUUCCCUCCGCGCUCUUUGUGCGUGUUCAGACCAUGUCCUGUCUGCGUGUCGGUGAGACGUCUCCAGCGGCGGCAUGUCGCGGGGUUUAGAGCGCGCUCGGACAGGGGACGCGGCGCCGUGGCCUCUCCUCUCCUCUCCUCUCCGCGGGGACGCACUGGGCAGCGCGCACGGCCCGCGCGGCGCAGACACACGUCGGAGAGCGCAGAAGAAGAGUUCUCCGUGAACGCAGUGGGGGGGUUUCUGCGCUUUUUUAAAGGGGUCACUUUGGUCUGAGCUGUGAAAAAAAAAAAGCAUCAAGCCCCCGCAGGGCCUGCAUCAUCCGCUCACACCCCAUUACUGCAGCAUGGGUAACUUUUCCAGCAAGGACAGCCAUGGACCCACAGCUGGGGAUAGUUUCCACACUCCUCCCGCCUCCCCACAGACCGACGGGCCUCCUUCCCUGCUCAGUGGCCCCUCUUUCCUCCAACCUACUCCUCACCCUCCCACCACCGGGGCACCGGUUUCGUCGCCACCUCCCGUCCCAGUGGCCCCACCCGGCGGGAAGAAAGCCCAGCCGAGCGCCAACGCUACCGCCACCGCCCGCGGUGCCGCUCCUGACUGGAGGCCCCGCCCACCGGUCGGCUCAGACAGCUUCACCUUCGGCCCCGGCGUCGGCCCCGGCGUCGGCCCCGGCGUCGGCCCACUGCGCGACAAGUCAGGGAGUGCCGUGGGAAAUGGACAAGAUGCUUUGGGGAGGAAUGGGGGACCUCCCGCUUCCACCCCGCGACCCGCGGCCCCCCAGGGGAGGACCGUGGCCGUCGGCCCCACAAAGAGCCCCGCCUCCCCGUGCGGCGCCUCACCUGUGCUGGCCGGCUCUUCGGGGCCGGACCGGAAGGAAAGGGACGGCGGCCCAAGUCAGCCUUUGCCGGGGGGUCACGGAGGUGGGGACGGCCGGGGCGAGGCGCUGGAGAAGCUGCUGGAGGAGUGUAGGUCAACACUGGGUAUCACUGCCAAUCAGGAUGGGGCCAAAAACACUGCAGAGGUACUAAAGCAUCUAGUGACAGAAGUGAAGAGUUUGAGGAGUACUUUACAGACGGAGCGCGGCGACUGGCUGCAGUUCCAGGCCGACCUGCAGGUGGCGGUGGCGGUGGCGGACCGCCUGAGGGCCGAGGCCGAAGAGGAGCUCACGUCGCUGCGCUCGGCUCACGAGGACGUGGGGCGGGAGCUGGCCGCUUCCCGGCAGAGGCAGAAGGAGGCCGACGCCCACCUGGUGACCCUGAGAGGGGAGCUGAAGCAGAGCCGGCAGAGGCUGGCCGCUCUCGCCCAGGCUCCGCGUCAGGAACCGGAGAGGCCCGACGGCUCCGAGGGCAACGGAGGUGCCCCGAGGGGCCGGGAGAGGGGGCCGUGCAGGCCGGGGCGGGCGGGGGCGGAGGCGGAGGCCAGGGGUCGGGACGGAUCGACGAGGAGCGUCGAGGAUGCCAGCGGGGACUGUAAAGGUGUGACCCAGCGUUACCUGAGGAACGUGACCAAAAAGGACCGGGGCGGAGAGGAGGCGCGAAGGACAGCCACCACAGAGAGGUCAAGGAGCCUUUCCAGGUUACCUGCGUCCUCCGGUUCCCCCACCAUGCAGAAUGGAACCUUCCAGCCCCGGUCUGCCUCCACCGUUGGCCUGACAAACAAGAACUCGGGACAACCGAGAGGCCGAAGAAGUCUGGAUUGGCAAGACAGCCGGUCGAGUAGUGAAACAGGGAAACGUGAGGAGUCUCUAAACAAGCACAACUCUACCCUCACUGAGCUGCCUCCCACCAAGUCCCAGGAUGGUUUCAGCCUGCUGCUGCGCCGCCACGGCGGCUCGAAGAGAAACUCGCUUCUCCGCUGGUGUCAGAGCCGAACCCACGGCUACGAGAAUAUCGACAUCACCAACUUCAGCAGCAGCUGGGCCGACGGUCUGGCCUUCUGCGCCGUGUACCACACCUACCUCCCCUCACACGUCCCGUACGCCGCGCUCACGCCGGAGGGCAAGAGGGAGAACCUCUGCCUGGCAUUCAAAACAGGAGAGACCGUUGGGAUUGAACGAACCCUGACGUUGGAGGAGAUGCUGAGAGCAGGCGGUCCCGAUUGGCAACGGGUCCUGAGCUACGUGGAGAACAUCUACCGUCACUUUGAGAUGUGACCCUGAAGGUCCCUCUAACGGGAAACGAGAUUGGUUCCCGGAAAACGAUUAAAUGCCCUUUCUCGUGUGCCCUGAUAAAAUGUCAAAAAGUAUUUUAAAUUUCUAUGUGCUACUGUGGACUCAAGUGACCUCUGCUUGUGAAACGCUUCAGAAAAUGUCCUCCGACCAGCAGUGGCUCGUUUUCAGUGUCCCAUUCAUUUUUAUAUAUUUUUAAUACACUUAAUCUGCUGCCAUUUGAUUUUUACAUCAGAACGUAGGAAAGAAUCUAGACACAGUGGAAGUCUGACCAAUUGAGACCGACAAUAAAACACCUUUAAAAACAUUUUAAAUAUGAUUGACCAUUAUAUAAAGAAUUUGAGGAAGAUAUAUAUAUAUAUAGUCUUCACACUGGCCAAAACAAUACUGUAUGACAGACAUGUCUUUUAUCAAAUCUGUAGGAAGUUCUUAAACUGCCAAUGUGUGUUUUCCCUUUAUACUUCUCCCCGAACCCUUUUUAGCACUCUGUAAAUAUGCACUUUUGUAAACACCUCGUUGGUGUACGAAUGUAUUAAUGUACAGUACAGAUGUUACGCAACCUCUGGGGACUUCCACAGGCUCGGCAUGGUGUUUGUUCGAAACGGCCGCAGACCAGUCAGGAUCCGUCGGCUUCAGAUUUCUCUUUUUGGAAAAAAAAAAAAAAAAAAAAAAAACUUUUCUCACAGCAAACACAGCGACUGAAUGGCAACAAGUGCCUCCAUGUUAACAAAAGUGCGAGUUGCAUUACAGGAGUGACGUAAGAGAAAGUACAAGCCAACAUCAGCUCAGGUCACACCUGCGUCCUCACGGAAGACCAGAAACUGGAUAACAAGUUUCAGCAAAUGUAACGCGGGAGUUUGAUGUUCCAACAUUUUUAAACCUUUUUAUGUAUGUAUGUAGAGUGAAAGGGAAGAAUACCAAAGAAAUAAAAUGUUAAUAUGAAGUAAAUGACGCAGUGUGGAUAUUGUGCAUCGCAGGGAAAUUCCAAAGAACAACUCAGAGUAAAUUAAACGUUUACUUUAAUCAUAGCACUAAGCAGAGUGAAGAACUCUCAUGUCUACCAGCUUGGAAGUGAGGAGUUAGCCUUGACUUGACCACCUCCUGCUGGUAAAGAGUUAGAAGGGCCUUCACGUGUUUUCAUGUCCGCUUGGUAAAAGGUUCGAGGUGAAAACAUGAUCCAACCAGGUCAGCCCCUCCCCUCCCAGCUGCAAUUGUUACACAAACCCUUUGUGUUGCACCAAUUUAUGUGUUCCCCACUUGCAUAACCGUGCAAAAAAUGACAAGACGUCCCUUGGCCUGGCAAAAUUUGGUUUUCCAAAAAGUGAUCAAAUGUUUCCAAAAGCGAUAAAGAUUAAAACGGCAGCAUCUCAGUUUUCUGAUAGCACGUCACGUGUAAACCUCUCAGGUGGUUUUGUGUCACACGUUACAUGCAGCCUUGUUUCCCCCCCCUAAAAAAAAAAAAGACAGAUGAGACGUGUCCCCCCUGGGCUAGAA